AUGAAGAUUUGUAUAGCUAAUGAUAUUGAGCAAGAAUUAAUUACAUCAUCAUUACCAUAUUUACAUGAUUUUAGAUUUGCAUUUUGUUAUUAUUAUGAAAAUAAAACAAAUGAAUUUAUUGAUAAAUUAAAACAAUUUCAAAAUAAUUUUUGGCAAAAAGAACAUCAAUGAUAUCAUAAAACUAAUCAUAAUCGUAUGGGUACUAAUUUAGCUGUUGCAGAAUUGAAAAUCGGAAUGAGUUCUGUUUAUACUUGUGGACAUUUUUAUGAAUAUCUGUUACCUCAACCUGAUAUUUUGAAGAGUAUUCGAUCUAAUAAAAAAGUAUGAACAAAAACGAACAUAAUACAGAAUAAGUCUUAGUUUUGUUUUGCAUAAGUUUUGUGAAAUGCAUGUGUGUGUAUGAAUUUACAAUACUGAUUCUAUUGUUUCGUCAAGUUGGUUAUAGCAUUUUUGAUAAAAAUAAUGUGAUCCUGUUCAAAUUACUUAUGUAGAUUUCUCAAUCAUGAGUAAAUUGUGUAAUCGAUAUUUUCUUUAAUUCUUUAUGAAAUAUCAUUUCCGAUAUUGCUUCGAAAAGAUGAACAGAAGCAAGAUAAAGGAUAUUGAAGCUAUCGAAAAUAUAUAGACUAGUUAUUUAAGCAUGGAAAAAUACUUUCUGAUUUUCUUCCGAUUUCGAGAACAAAAAUUCCGACUUUCCCAAUUUUUAGAAAAAUUUUUCUGAUUUUUUAAUUUUCGAUCUGGUAACCCUGACCCCCACCAUUACAGACCUCAGCAGCCCAUAAAAUGCUCUAGUUUUUAUAUAAUAUAUCAAUGAUUUCAUACGUAUUCGGAAAAAAGGUAUUUUACAAUUUAAAAAUAAGGCAUCAGGACAAAAAAUUAAAAAAAUAUAUGUGAGUUCCACAUUUUAGCUCCUCUGGAGCUGCGCUAACAAGUCUUUUUUUACUGAUUAGUUUUGUGAAAAGAUUUUAAAAUUUUAAAAAGAUGUCUCUAAAGGUCUGAGUAUAUUUAAAAAAUCAAGGUUAUACAAAGGCGGGAAAACCGCGAAAUUUCGUCAUGCACCGUCACCGCCCCGCCUCGUCAAGUUUUAGCACCGCCCCGCCGGCGGGGCGGGGCGGGACGGGGCGGUUUUACACCGCGGCUCGCUCAUCUCUGGUGUAGAUAUUUUUGUCUGUUUUCUUCGCAGCUGAAUUUCUAUUGGUUUCCGGCUAACUAAUCAGAUUUCCAAGCAAAUGGACCGCAAAUUCAAGCACGGCACUCUCGAAAACCCUUAGGUACAUGCCUUGUGUAUGCUCAUAACGUGCUACUCAACAGUUCUUCGAUAGGACCGAAUGCUGCAAUCUGAUUGAUCAGGUACAGAAGCGAGUCUUUUGCGGGCGGUGGACCCAUGUUUUUUCGACAAAAAGUAGUCGUUGACCUUCCUCUGGAUCAAAGAGUAUGCCAUGCAAAGUUUCGUCGCAUUUGCUCGUACGGUGUGGAAAUGCAUGAAAAACAUACAAGCAAACAGACAAACUUUCUUCUUCAUAUAUAUAGAUAUCUACAUGCAUAAUAAGAAAAAUAUUGGUCAAAUUCAACAUGAAUCAGUCUCAUGUUGGCUUUUUUGAUUUACAUAACGGAAUAUUACUUGCCAUUUUAAAAAAGCUUGACAAUAUGGAUGUUCUUUAUUCAUUGUUGGAUGUUGAUAAUCAAUGAAUUGACAUUAUAGCUCAAGAAAAUAUUUUCACUAAUACUCUCAAUUUUGUAUUAACAACAUUCACUAAUGAUAUUUCCUCGAUUAGCAAUACAAUAAUUGAUCGAUUUUGCAUAAAUAUUUUACUAAGAAUUCAUCACAAUGUUAAUGAACAAGGAAAUAUAUAACAAUUGUCGAACAUCGUUCGAAUCCAUUUUGAAGCUACGACUAGAACUUAAUGAGACUAAGAAAAAAAUAAGUAAAGAAUAUAUCUAUAUUUCUC
Rotaria sp. Silwood1 is the source of this 1946-nucleotide messenger RNA. The record is from the annotation of a GenBank genome assembly. Lineage: Eukaryota; Metazoa; Rotifera; Eurotatoria; Philodinida; Philodinidae.